Molecule: messenger RNA, 5751 nt
Organism: Rhea pennata
Lineage: Eukaryota; Metazoa; Chordata; Aves; Rheiformes; Rheidae
Gene: LDLRAD3
Product: low density lipoprotein receptor class A domain containing 3
Exons: 6
Coding region: 60-1094 (344 amino acids)
Biological process (GO): receptor-mediated endocytosis
Cellular component (GO): plasma membrane
Molecular function (GO): protein binding
Source: RefSeq, a predicted model, not a curated record
CGCAGGCUCCGCCGGGGCCGGGCUGCCGAGCGGCCCCGAGUCGGCGGCGGCGCGGGGCCAUGUGGCUGCUGUGGCUGCUGCUGGGCUCGGCCGAGAGCCAGCUGUUGCCAGGGAAUAAUUUCACAAAUGAAUGCAACAUUCCUGGAAACUUCAUGUGCAGUAAUGGGCGCUGUAUCCCAGGGGCCUGGCAGUGUGAUGGGCUGCCAGACUGCUUUGAUGAAAGUGAUGAGAAGGAAUGCCCAAAAGCUAAAUCCAAAUGCGGUGCCACGUUUUUCGCCUGUGCUAGUGGAAUCCACUGCAUCAUUGGCCGCUUCCGGUGCAAUGGCUUUGAAGACUGUCCAGAUGGCAGUGAUGAAGAAAACUGCACAGCAAAUCCCUUGCUUUGCUCUACUGCCCGAUUCCACUGUAAAAAUGGUCUUUGCAUUGAUAAAAGCUUCGUAUGUGACAGUCAAAACAACUGUCAAGACAACAGUGAUGAAGAAAGCUGUGAAAGCCCUCAAGAGGCAGGCAGUGGCCAAGAUUACGUGACCUCAGAGAAUCAGCUGCUCUACUACCCUAGUAUUACCUAUGCUAUCAUUGGUAGCUCUGUUAUUUUUGUACUUGUGGUGGCCUUUCUUGCCUUGGUUCUGCAUCACCAAAGAAAACGCAACAAUCUCAUGACCUUGCCUGUGCAUCGACUGCAGCACCCUGUCCUGUUGUCCCGGCUUGUGGUCCUUGAUCAUCCGCACCACUGCAGUGUCACUUACAAUGUCAACAACGGGAUCCAGUACAUGUCCAACCAGGCCUAUCACAGGCCAGUGGAUUUGGACUCUCCACCAUCCUAUUCAGAGGCUGUGCUAGACCAAAGCAGACCACCUUGGUUUGACCUUCCUCCACCCCCUUAUUGUUCUGAAUCUGAAUCCAUUAAUCAACCAGACCUUCCUCCUUACCGGUCUCGGACAGGGAGUUUGGUGAGCGCAGAUGCUGCCGUGGCAGGAAGCCCUCUGGGCAUUGAGGACAGUCGGACAGGCAGUGUCAAUGACAGUGUGGACUGCUGCAGAACUCUUCUUGAGAGGACAGCCAGCCAAAGUGAUUCUCUGGUCAACACUUGCUGAAAGAGAAGGUUAACUGCCCCACUAUUUGGGAUGGGCAGGAAGAGUUUUACUGUUUUCAAGUCUAUAUGGGUUAAUCUGCAGUUAAUUAGUUUCAGGUGAACACAUGCCUGAAUGAUGACUUGAUUUGAAUCCCAACUUCAUUAAUGAUUGGAUUCAGCAUUCUGGGCUUAAUGAAGACCUGACUUGUGAGAACUAAAUCUAGAGUCACAUCAGCUCUCCACAAAAUUCCUGCAAGUAGGUUCUGCUUUAGACCAGUAAAAAACAUCAGUGCUAUGCUGAAAACUUGGUCUAAUAUAUUUCUGGGACUAUUUACUGUAUAUGAAUGUAUAUAUGUGCAUGUAUAAUAGGUACAGAUUUUGCAGUCAAGACUAUACCAGGAAAACUCUUAUUUCCACACUGGCUCUUGCCCUGCCUACAUAUGAGUCACUUCUUCUCACUGCCUGGAACCAACUGAGACCAGAGAGACGGUCUUUCUGCUUGGAGGUCAGAUGCCCAAUGCUAGCCCACUGGCAGUGCUCAAAUUGCAGAGAAUGUCCCACUUGACCCUUCUCUUGCUGGGUUUGAACAUUAUCACUGUGAAUGUAAUUUUCAAAGCUUUUAAGUUUGAGAGGAUACAACAAGUCUCUAACUGAGCAAAUAAGUUUUAAUUUUCCAAAAUACUAGUAACUAGGCCAAAUUAGCAUGGGUUUUCUCAGGAAUAUCACAAAGGUUGGCUCAUCUGUCAAACUUCAAGGCUUUACAUGGAGGCACUGAAGCUUCUCAACAAACCAGCGCAAGACUUCUUUUCAAGCAUUGCAAAACAACUUUGCUUCUUGUGUUUCUUCUCAAAAAUAGAAGAACUAUUUCAGCUAAAACUUGAAUACCAAAACCAGCCUGAGGCAAACGCCCAUCGUGGAAAACUUCAGUGUGAAUGACUAGCUUGUUAUUGCUGUAAAUAACUGAAAAGAGGUUAUGUAGUGAAAGGUGUUGGGCUGUGUGUUUGUCAGAACUGUCUACAGUGCAUAUACAUACGCACAUGGGAACACAUGUUUAAUACUGUGUAUGUAUGUAUGCAAAUAGCAUAUUACAUAGUUUGUACCUGUAGAACUAAAAUUUCAAAUUUUCUCAUAUACAAAUCUCAUUCUUUUAUAUAGAAUUCACCAUUAUUCAUAUUCAUGUGGUUGAAAUCAAGUUUCUGCAUAAAGAUACAAGUAUUUUUAUCUGUUUUUUUUCUAUCUUAAUUCUUGGAGUGUUCUCUGGUGAAAUAUGUUUCAAUGCACAGUAUUGAAUUGUCCUUGUGAAAGCAACUCAGAUGUAAAGGUAUUCAGAGUGGCAAGAAAGAAGGUAAGCUGUGAAUUUAAAUACCACUGUGUUGCUGUGCUUGUGCAUAGUAUUCAGAAAGGAGUGCAGUGUCUUUCUCUUGUCCAGAGACAAAUUGGCCUUGAGACUUAUUUGCAUUUGCCCAUUAGACACAUUUCCCACUUUUCUUCCUCCAUAUAAUGAACUGUUGUCAUUAUACGUGCUUUGCAGGAAGGAAGCCAGUCUCCCCCUCCCACCCAGUGCCUUCCCUUUUCUCCUUCACCAUCUUUCUAAGGCAGUCUCUUUGCCCCAAAGGUUGUGCACUCAGAACUCAAGACUGAGCUGGGUGUGGGUAGGAGAGUGACUCAAGUUAGGUCUCAGUUCUCACACAGGUAACUGAAUUGGUUCAGUGCUAUGUUGCUCAUCUCCGCAUCCUGAGGCCACUGCUGUAGGAAGCAGGGGGCAGGUGAAUUUUGCAAGUCAAGGCCGUUCUAACAGCUGAUAUGGUAGGGAGCACUGCAGCGCUCUAAUACUCUUUGGUUACUUUGGAAGCAAAUUAUCAGCAGCCUUUCCUUACAGGUUUAGCGGCCUAUCCUGAGGUGUACUGGUGAAGAGGCUGGUAAGUACUUGCAAAGCUGUUUACAAGAUUGGGUCAGACUCCCUCCUUAGUGGGAGCUCAAGCAAGAUGCUUAUGCUGUCUUGCACAAAGCAGGAUUUGGCUAAUUAAGUACUCACUCCAUACAACCUGAUAGGCAGACAGUUCUCAUUGUCACAUAGCAGAUAGGUAUUCUUUAUUCCUCAGGUAGCUAAACUCAGUCAUGUAACAGAGUUAAUAGGGAAGUUAGGUGCUGAGGUGUAUCCUGUGAGCAUUAGGCCCUGCCGGCCUGCUUUCCUUAAGAUUGUGCUCAGCCUUCGGUAACAGAGCUACACAGCACAGUGUCAGAAUUAUACAUAACGUUUUUGUAUUACUGUUUUUAAAACAUUAUUUUAUACUUUAAACUGUAGAAGAGUUCCCAGUGGUUUCAUAAGACUUGCUUUUUUUUUUUUUUUUUUUUAAAGCAGCCUCCAGCUAUAUUAGCAAAACUAAGUCACUGUGUCCAGUGUAACUUUCAUGGUACGUAUUCCUCAUGCAGGCCUUCCAGGGGGCUGCCUUUCACCCACAUCUUCUAAGGCUUGUACCCACUAGGGUAUGUGUAAACCAAAUACACAUUUAUUUGCCUGAAGCAUCUGAAAAACACUGCCAUGAAUUGUUCAGUAGGAAAAAAGGGGAUCUAGCCUGUCUCUUCAGCAUUCUGUGUCAAUCACUGUCAUAUAUGUACAUAUAUAUAAUAUAUAUAAUUAUAAAUACUCUUUCAGGUUGUAUAUAUUCACGUAACUUUUGCAUUAGGAUAAACCCUUUGGACUUUACCAAAAAAAAAAAAAAAAAAAAAAAAAAAAAAAAAAAACCCAAACACUAAAUGGUAUGACAUUUUUCCUUCCAGCUAAGGGUAUAUUUAUCUUCGUAUAGGAAACUUCUGGGUUUUUUUGAGAAUGGGAGUUCUAAAAGGAAAUUGUGCCUUUAUGAUUGAAUGUUGAUGGGGGGGGUGGUAACGGGAUUUCUGGAGGGUGUUGUAUAUCAUUAUCCGGAGAUCCAAAAAGAGAAACAAAUCUUGUCUUCCUUUUUGUUGUUACUUAUGGGGACCGUUGAAUUUUGCAGAGUACAGAAGUUCAAUAUCUGCCUCCAAAAAACAUGCUAAAAUUUGAUGGAGAAUAUUCAUCCUGCUGCAGUUUUCUGGUAUGUAGAACAGAUUUGCUAGCCAGUUUAUUUAGAAAAUGCUGUACUAUCACACAGGAAUUGUUUAUAACCUGUCACUUUUCAGUAGUGUUAAUACAGCAUUAUACUGCAUUAUUCAGUGGAAUCUGUGGAAAAGGGAGAUAGCAACAACUGUGCUGAUGGAAUUAAAUAUUUAAUUGAAAAACCUGCAGUUCCUUGAUCUUCAGCUUGUAAGGCUGAAGUUAAGUGUUCAUGAAAUACCUGUUAGGGUUUUUUUUCAGUAAGUAGCUGAUAAAGUUGGAAUUGAUCCUUCUUAGUGUUUGCAAUUGCUCUUAACCUUUUAGUUUGAGGUGUCUCCUCCAGGAGCUUUCCUUUGUGUCUAAUAUUUAAACAAACGCUUAUUCUUUUGAAAGACCUAUUCUUACAGAAGAAAAACUGAUGAAAGUUUUCCUCUGCAACAAAUUUCUGAUUUUUAUAUCUGUAUUGAAUCAUAACCACAGUAUUCUGCUAAGAGCAGGUAUUAAUAUAUUUGAGUUCAACGGAACAAUCUGAAGAGAUGACUACUUGCAAUAAUUGAAGGGAUUAUGUUAGCCUAUUAGAAGUAGGAUUUGAGUAGUUUAAAAAAAAGUCAGAAAUUUUGAAUGUCAGUAACCUCUACUGAUGUCACCAAGUGCUGUGUAUUUUAAAAUUAGGCCAUUUGUGAAUAUGACUGAUAAUAAACUGAAGUUGCUUGUAAGGCAAAUUAUAAUUUACCUCUCUGGUAUUGUGCUAGUGGAAAACUGGCAGUAAUGUUUUUUAAAAGAGAGCCUGCAAAUAAUUUUCUCUGUUGUUGUCUACAGUGACACACGUGACAACACUGACUGCACUGCAAUUUUUAAACUCUGCAUUCGUUCCUCUCCUUUUAAGUCAAAUCAGUUUUAUUUACACCAUUUCACUUUGAUACAGCUAAUAGGGCCCUUGUGAUAGAUUUAGGAGUUGGGUGGAGGAAUGAGGUGAUGACUCUCAUUUUAAUUAAUGCAGUAGCUUGUUAAUCUUGUGCGCUUUACUUUUUAGACAUCUUAGAAAAGACAAAUGGUUUUAGUAGAUAAGAAAAAACUAUUAAUGAUGAAAAGGAUAAAGGGACACUGAUUCUGAAUUUAAUUUCUAAUGAAUACUUAAAAUUGUUUAACUAACAGAGGAGUUUAAUGCUAUAUUUUUAGAGUGGUGAUCAAAUGGCAAGUACUGUUGUUUUUAACUAUUGCUUGUCAGAAACUACUUUGCAUAUAAUGCCUGAAACUAAAAUUUUAAGACAAGUGCUUUUCUUGCAGUUUAUGCUAGAUCUGAAAUAUUUUAUACUAACAGAAGGCUAUAUCAAACUCAUGGACUAAAAUAUGUGACUGCAGAAAGAAUCUGAAUACCAUACAGGGUUCCACCUGAAUGUAUCCCACUGUAGGACUGCAGCCUUUGUUUGUCUUUUUGUUUGCGCCCGAUUUUUUUUUCAACUUGAAAUUGAGAUGUUAUGCAAGAGCUUUAAGGGAGGUUGCAUGCUGAAACCCAACCUUGUCUUAAACUUUUGUAAACCGUAAAUCUUCAAAAAUGUAUUCUGUAUUCCCAAAUAAAGUUGACAUUUUAAUACUGUUCAUAAAA